UCUCUCACUAGCUAUAGCUAGCUAGCCAUGGAUUCUACCAGCAGCGGCAGGAGAGGUCGUCAGAGUUGCGAGGAGAGCUGCAACAAUGGCGCUCACUGGCCGCCGCCUCAGUCGGCGAGAUGUCUCUGCCUCUACCUCGCCCUCUCGGUCGUCUUCUUCGCGCUCGUCGCCGCCGUGCUGCUCGUCGUGUUCGUCGCGAGGCUCAAGAAGCCGACGUUCUUGCUGCAGUCCGUGCAGAUGGACAGGUCGUUCAGCCUGAUCCAGUCGUCGCUGUCGUCGUCGGCGUCGGCGAACGGCACCGGCGGCGGCGGCGCGAACGCGAACGGGACGGCGUGCUCGGUGGCAACGCUGGUGUUCGCGGCGCAGAACGCCAACGGCAUCGGGAUCAGGUACGGCGCGGCGGCGCUCGGCGUCGCGUACGCGAACGAGUCGGUCGGCGCCGUGGGCGUGCCGGAGUUCUACCAGCCGCCGCGGAGCGCCAACGUGACGGUGCCCGUGCACGCCGUGUUCUCGCAGCCCGACGUGACCCGGCUCGUCGUCGGCGAGCUCUCGGCGCAGCGCAAGUACUUGGAGAUACGGAUCGCCGGGAGCAUCGAUGCGCGCACGCACAUCAUGAACUUCGCUCUGCCCAAGAUUCAGUUUUCGAUUGAUUGCAGGAUAGGAACUAACUACACCGACAUAGUGCACCGGGAAGGGAUCGAGUCUGUAAUUACACGCAAGGCUCUCCUCGUAUCUGAACUGCCUCACGUUUCACAGAAGUGCUCCAUCAAGAUUGACCUGAGAUCAAGGGGAAAGAGGACAAGUCUUGACGAGUUAGGAUGCUGAUUUAAUUUAAGCCGGAGAUUCUUUACCUGUGUAGCACGUACAUACGGCUAUUUUACCUUGGGGAAUUUUUUAUUCGAAACCCGACUUGUGAAAUGUAAAUAUACUAGGUUUCUUCAGUAGCAACUGUUGAUCUGUAUAUUGUGGGAAAUGAUUUAUUGCACUAGAGAUAGAUAGAUGGAUAGAUAAAAGAUCGAUUGAUUGUAAUUUGACACAAUAUGUCUUAUACUCUUAACAUUUUUGCAUUUGUUGCUGAAAAUGUGAGAAAUGUACUUGAGAUAUAAAUUUACAGUCAUCACGCAUGCAUCUGCGAAUGCAUGGAUCCUUUCAA
Oryza sativa Japonica Group (Japanese rice) is the source of this 1153-nucleotide messenger RNA. RefSeq lists its product as uncharacterized. Lineage: Eukaryota; Viridiplantae; Streptophyta; Magnoliopsida; Poales; Poaceae. Gene Ontology annotation, cellular component: plasma membrane. The record is from RefSeq and is a predicted model, not a curated record.